AUGCAGCUUCCUCUCUUGAUCAAGAUGCUUCCUCUCUUCAUCAAGAUGCUUCCUCUCUUCAACAAAGUGAUUCCUCUCUUGAUCAAGGUGCUUCCUCUCUUCAUCAAGAUGCUUCCUCUCUUCAACAAAGUGCUUCCUCUCUUGAUCAAGAUGCUUCCUCUCUUGAUCAAGGUGCUUCCUCUCUUCAACAAAGUGCUUCCUCUCUUCAUCAAGAUGCUUCCUCUCUAA
Molecule: messenger RNA, 228 nt
Organism: Trichomonas vaginalis G3
Lineage: Eukaryota; Parabasalia; Trichomonadida; Trichomonadidae
Product: SLEI family protein family
Exons: 1
Coding region: 1-228 (75 amino acids)
Source: RefSeq, a predicted model, not a curated record